Messenger RNA from Myotis lucifugus (little brown bat), 6760 nucleotides. It is a transcript of the gene SATB1, whose product is annotated as SATB homeobox 1. The coding region runs from base 982 to 3354 and encodes 790 amino acids. Gene Ontology annotation, biological process: chromatin remodeling; regulation of transcription by RNA polymerase II. Gene Ontology annotation, molecular function: DNA-binding transcription factor activity, RNA polymerase II-specific; RNA polymerase II cis-regulatory region sequence-specific DNA binding. NCBI's taxonomy places the organism in Eukaryota, Metazoa, Chordata, Mammalia, Chiroptera, Vespertilionidae. The record is from RefSeq and is a predicted model, not a curated record. The transcript has 12 exons.
UCACUCGGCUCCCCAGACGCUCGCAGCCCGCGUCCCAUGGGCAGGGAGAGGUCCUCGGGGCUGUCGUCAGCGAGGGCCGAAUCAAAAGUGGCGUUUAGUGCUUUUCGGGCUUUUUUUCGCGAGCUCCCUGCCCCCCACCUUGCUUUCCCCCGGUAGAUGCCCCCGGUGAGGGUGCGAGGCGGUGGGAAGAAAGUUUAAGGUUUGUUCCUAUCAGUCGCAAUUGCUGGGGAGGGCGGCGGGGGCGAGGGGAGGGGAGGCGCGGUGGCCUCCCCCUCGCCGCGUUCUCCGGGGUCAGCGGGGAGCGGGCUUGCGAGUGACAGCCCGAGUGGACUUUGUGGCCUCGCACCGCGAACCCUGCGCGAGCCCAGGGAGGGGGCACCGCGAGGGCACCUCCUUCCCCUUCCCGGAGACCUGGUCCGCAGUGAAUUUUUCCUCCUCUUUUUAAAAGAAUCCUCAGCCGCCAACCUCGCCUCCCCAGCUCCACCACAGUGCGCAGGGUUUGCUUUGUUUUUACGAUUCUUCCCCCCAACGAAUCACUUGUCAGAUCAAUUUUAUCUUCGCCCUCCUCCCUACUUCCCACUCUCCCCUCCUCCCCCUUCGAAAACCCCGUUCUCUGAGGUUAGACAUUUUACAAACCAUAUACGUUGUUUUUCGAAUUGUGAUUUUUUUUUUUUAACACUCUCCCCCUCCACCCCCCCCAUGGCUACUCUUCUAGGCCUUUAUUUCUGCCCUUCCCCCGCUUAGGGGGGCGGGGGUAGGGGAAGAGAAAAUAAUACAAUUUCAGGGGAAGUCGCCUUCAGGUCUGCUGCUUUUUUUUUUUUUAAUUACAAAAAAAAAAAAAAAAAAAGGACAGAAAACAUCAGUCUUGAACUUCUCUUCAAGAACCCGGGCUGCAAAGGAAAUCUCCUUUGUUUUUGUUAUUUAUAUGCUGUCAAGUUUUGAAGUGGUGAGUUUCAGGUGAUCCUGAGAGAGUAACUGAGUAUGGAUCAUUUGAACGAGGCAACUCAGGGGAAAGAACAUUCAGAAAUGUCUAACAAUGUGAGCGAUACGAAGGGUCCACCAGCCAAGAUUGCCCGCCUGGAGCAGAACGGGAGCCCACUGGGAAGAGGAAGGCUUGGGAGUACAGGUGGAAAAAUGCAGGGAGUGCCUUUAAAACACUCGGGCCAUCUGAUGAAAACCAACCUUAGGAAAGGAACCAUGCUACCGGUGUUUUGCGUGGUGGAACAUUAUGAAAACGCCAUUGAAUACGAUUGCAAGGAGGAGCAUGCGGAAUUUGUGUUGGUGAGAAAGGACAUGCUUUUCAACCAGCUGAUAGAAAUGGCACUGCUGUCUCUGGGUUACUCGCACAGCUCUGCUGCCCAGGCCAAAGGGCUAAUCCAGGUUGGAAAGUGGAAUCCAGUUCCACUGUCUUAUGUGACAGAUGCCCCUGAUGCUACGGUAGCGGAUAUGCUUCAAGACGUGUAUCAUGUGGUCACGUUGAAAAUUCAGUUACACAGUUGCCCCAAACUCGAAGACUUGCCUCCUGAACAAUGGUCGCACACCACAGUGAGGAAUGCUCUGAAGGACCUCCUGAAAGAUAUGAAUCAGAGUUCGCUGGCCAAGGAGUGCCCCCUUUCACAGAGUAUGAUUUCUUCCAUUGUGAACAGCACUUACUAUGCAAAUGUCUCGGCAGCAAAAUGUCAAGAAUUUGGAAGGUGGUACAAACAUUUCAAGAAGACAAAAGAUAUGAUGGUCGAAAUGGAUAGUCUUUCUGAACUCUCCCAGCAAGGUGCCAACCAUGUCAACUUCGGCCAGCAGCCGGUCCCAGGGAACACGGCCGAGCAGCCUCCAUCCCCUGCGCAGCUCUCCCACGGCGGCCAGCCUUCUGUCCGGACCCCUCUUCCAAAUCUGCAUCCUGGGCUUGUGUCAACGCCCAUCAGUCCUCAAUUGGUCAACCAGCAGCUGGUGAUGGCUCAGCUGCUGAACCAGCAGUAUGCAGUGAAUAGACUUUUAGCCCAGCAGUCCUUAAACCAACAAUACUUGAACCACCCUCCCCCUGUCAGUAGAUCUAUGAAUAAGCCUUUGGAGCAACAGGUUUCAACCAACACAGAGGUGUCUUCCGAAAUCUACCAGUGGGUACGCGAUGAACUGAAACGAGCAGGAAUCUCCCAGGCAGUAUUUGCACGUGUGGCUUUUAACAGAACUCAGGGCUUGCUUUCAGAAAUUCUCCGAAAGGAAGAGGACCCCAAGACUGCAUCCCAGUCUUUGCUGGUAAAUCUUCGGGCUAUGCAGAAUUUCUUGCAGUUACCAGAAGCUGAAAGAGAUCGAAUUUACCAGGAUGAAAGGGAAAGGAGCUUGAAUGCAGCCUCGGCCAUGGGUCCUGCCCCCCUGAUAAGCACACCGCCCAGCCGCCCUCCCCAGGUGAAAACAGCUACUAUUGCCACUGAGAGGAAUGGGAAACCAGAGAACAAUACCAUGAACAUUAAUGCUUCCAUUUAUGAUGAGAUUCAGCAGGAAAUGAAGCGCGCUAAAGUGUCCCAAGCACUGUUUGCGAAGGUCGCAGCAACCAAGAGCCAGGGGUGGUUGUGUGAGCUGUUACGCUGGAAAGAAGAUCCUUCUCCAGAAAACAGGACCCUGUGGGAGAACCUCUCCAUGAUCCGAAGGUUCCUCAGUCUUCCCCAGCAAGAACGCGAUGCCAUAUAUGAACAGGAGAGCAACGCGGUACAUCACCAUGGCGACAGGCCGCCCCACAUCAUCCACGUUCCAGCAGAGCAGAUUCAGAGCCCCUCUCCCAGCACCCUUGGGAAAGGAGAGUCUAGAGGCGUUUUCUUGCCAGGCCUGCUGACCCCUGCACCGUGGCUCAGUGCUGCUCCUCAGCCGCCGCAGCCGCAGCCCCAGCAGCCUGCGCCGCCACCCCCGCAGCCGCAGGCGCAGCAGCCGGCCGGCCCCCGGCUCCCCCCGCGGCAGCCCACCGUGGCCUCCCCGGCCGAGGCCGAGGACGACACCCGCCAGAAGACGCGGCCGCGCACAAAGAUCUCCGUGGAGGCCCUGGGGAUCCUCCAGAGUUUCAUCCAAGACGUCGGCCUGUACCCGGACGAGGAGGCCAUCCAGACUCUGUCCGCCCAGCUGGACCUGCCCAAGUUCACCAUCAUCAAGUUCUUUCAGAACCAGCGGUACUAUCUCAAGCACCACGGCAAACUGAAGGACAACUCCGGCCUGGAGGUGGACGUGGCCGAAUACAAAGAGGAGGAGCUGCUUAAGGAUUUAGAAGAGGGUGUGCAAGACAAAAACGCCAACACCCUUUUCUCGGUGAAGCUGGAAGACGAGCUAGCGGUGGAAGGGAACACAGACAUUAACGCCGACUUGAAAGACUGAGACAUCAAGUAUUAUUUUCAUUCAACAGUGCCACUGGUAUUUACUAACACAAUGAAAAUCCACCUGUAUGCGCUCAGAAACCUUUGUUGUUCAUGGUUUGGCCAAUGAAUCUUCAGAAACUUGCACAAACAGGAAAGUUGAGAAGGGAUAAUGCAGACUGCACUAAAUGUUUUACUCUGAUUUACAAACUGCUCGGCAGCCCCAGGUGAAGCAUUGAGGAUUGUUUGGUAUUAAAAGUUCAGAUUUGUGUUCUCGGGAACGCACCGAGGUGUGUACCCCGUCAGCAUGAUACCAGUGAUUUUUUUUAAAAAGAUUAUUAUUAUUCUGGAGCCUCAAACAAGCAUUAUAACUUCUGUGAUUAUGAUUUCCUUCCUUUCAUUAUUUCUGUAACACUCCACACUGAUCUUUGGAAACUCGCCCCUUAUUUUAAAAGAAAAAAAAAAAGAGUUUGUUACUCUAUUGUAUGUUACAAAAGAACUAUAGACUGUGGAAUGCAGUUUAAAGAUGACAUAUGCCAACAAAUGCCUUGUAUUAUAUGGCACUGCCGUAAUUCAAAUUUGUUUUUAUUUUGGAAAUAAAAGUUCACUGUAAUUUUUUUUUCAUUCUCAUUGUUACAUGAUUUUUUUUUUAAAUGAAAAGAAAAUGUGAAACACAGUUUAGUCCUCAUUAUUUAUUUGUAGAUCCUGCAGCAUCAUGUUGUAAUUAAUUUUUUGGAAGUUUCCGUUAAAUGUAAUAUUGCUUCUCUUGUUACCAUACUGAUUCUUUUCUAUUUAUAAAUGUAUUUUGAUGGGCAGUAAAACAAAGUGUCUUAAAAGUUUUAAAUAGAGAAAAUGUGCUUUACACAGUUGCCUAUAAAAAGUGCUCUAUGUUAUCCAAGCAAUUCAUACUAUAAGCUUCACUCUUAUUGUUGUAUGCAAUUUUUACUAUCAUGCAAAUAAGCUUAGGUAAAUAAAACUAAUAGAUCACCUUAGAAAAUUAUGCAAUUAAUGUGAAAAUAAUUGAUGUUUGCAAUGUGUCUUCCUUUGGUUUACAAUCAAUUUUAAAGCUACAUCUGUAUAAAAUUUCUGUAUAAAGGUGUAUUUCUUUUUUAUGAGUUUAUGGCUAUGAAAACACCAGCUAUUUUGUUACAGCUGGCUGUUUUUAUAAGUGUAUCACAAUUUUCUUUAUGCAGAAAUAUUCUGAUUAGGAAGUGGUUAUUGACUGUAACUACACAAUUAAAAUUGUUUGUAUGAUAUGACAUGGUAGGGUUUGUCUGCUUAUGUGGAGUAACUAUCCAGAGUCAAAGGUGGUCCUCUCGGUUAGGUGCAUGUUCAUACUUUUCUCUUGAUGAUAUUUUACUGAUUCUUAAAAGAGCAAUGGAAAAGAAAAGUCACUCGAAAUGCUGUAAAUUUAGAUCACGAACACAUGCUCCUUUUUAAAGUUAAACUAUGAAGAUCAUAACCUGUUUGGGGUUAACAUUUUGCUUAAUAAACAGAUAGGAUGGUCUAAAGACUCACUGGCAAAAACAUAAAUCCAGCCUCUAGCAGUUAUGUGCUUAGAAAGUGGAUUCAUCUGCAUUUAUUCCACAGUACUUCACUUAUGGCAACGCUUUUUUUAAGCUAGUGUACACAUAUUUUUAAAGGCCAUUAAUAACAAAAUAAGUAAGGAAAAAGGGACCUUUUGUAUAAAUAUUCCUUAAUAAGCAACGCAUUUUUAAAAAGUUAUAAAUGGAAUAUACGUUAGCUCGGUUCAUGCAGAAAAUAUGAAUAACACACCUGGAAUUUAAACACAAUUUUCAAGAUACAAAAUUAGGGUGUGCUAAUGGUCAUGGGAAGGUUGGAGGCCAGUGUUGCAGUUUUUGAUUAUUUUCUUUUUCUAUUCACUUUAUAUCUUGCUUCCUUUUUUUAAGGUUUCCUCGAUGUUAAUAGGGGGUAUCCGAAUUCCUUAAAACUUGGUUCUGAAAUGGCCCAUUCUUUUCCUGCCAGUGCCCUAGGCCAUGAUAAGCUCAUUGGUAGUCAACUGGGUUGCUUAGGGUUGAGCUUUUACUUAGGAUACUGAAAUGGGAUCAUUGAAAACUCCGAAUUCAGUUUUCAAAAGUACUAUUUACUUUUAAAGCACAGCUGAACUACUAUGAAGGCAGCUGGUUUGCUGCAGACUUAAAACUGAUUGAAAAGUUUUCAGAUAUUUUAUUAAGUGAGGAAACUUUUAAACAUUCUUGCUCCCUAGAGUUUAGGAAAUAAUUUGAGCAAAAGGAAUUUGAAUUAGAAUAGACAUAAGAUUUCAUGUAUUAAAAAUAAGACAAAUAGACACUAGUAUACUAUGAAGUUUUUAAGAAAGCUCUAUCUUCCUCUUUUUUUCAUAUGUUAAAGAAAAUUUAGAACAGAGAGACUUUUUUUUUUAACCAGCCCAACAUUUAACAGAUGUCAGAGGUAUGAGAUUUAAUUUUGGGAGGGAAAGGAGAAAUUGGAUUGCAAAUAUGAUUUUCCCAUUCCCAGUAAUCUAACUUAUGCAAUAACUUUCUCAAGGAAUUGAUGAGUGUGUGUAAGAAAUCAACAAUACUAACAAAAUUCUUAGGCCCUUUCAUCUUGGCAGCCCUAAUUCUGCUAAUAAUGACAUUUUAACACCCUCCCCACCCCCAAAAAUAGCACAUGUCAGUAAACAAUCAUGGUCAUGAUGGAGUGAGUACAAUUGUUUUCAGGAAAGAUGGCAUGUUUUGGAAAAGACCUGUCUGGGUGAUCUUCCACAUUGCUCCCCCAAUGCCACGUAUCGCUCCCUCACACCAGUCCCUAUUGCUGGCGGCUAUGGUACAAUUCCUUGAACAAGCUUCAUCGUGUCCAAGUUUAUCAGAGACUUUAAAAGCGGGGCAUGACGUAGCGCUUCGUGCUGUGAAGACCUUAGCAGAGUCAGGUAGUUUACGGGUAAUACUCAACCUUGCGCAUCUGAAUCUGUCAUGGAUUCCUCCCCUCAGCACUUUGCCACUAAUUUGUAUUACACUCUGUGGCCAUAUAAUACUUGCACAUUAUGCAAAAAAUAAUGUUGAUAGUAUCUCCUUGGCACAAAAUAUGCAGAGUUGACACGUAACCUUUGACAACCAAGGUAACUAAUAUGUAUGCGUGCCCUUGUUGUGUGGCACUUGGUUACAAAGUCUGUUCAUACUAUGUAUAAAGUGUGUAUAGAUGAACAUUUAGCCCCCAUGAAUUCUGAGCUUAAAGGAAGUGUGUCUUUUUAUAAGUAGUGCUAUCUAUAUCUAUGUUUAUCUAAAAUAUAUAGCUUGAGUAGAAAACAUUUUCAAAUGGUUCCAGAUUGAGUAAAAAUGACAAUCCUAUACAUUCCAUUAUGAAAGUCUGCCCUAUUCCCUAUUGUUAUCAUGAGCCAAUUUUAAGGUCCUUGAAUGUCAUGAUGUCAUCAAUAAAUGAGCUGUUCUGAA